AGACUCCCUCCUUCUCACUGUCGCAGCCCAGAUCGACGGUCGGGUGGCGGCUCGGUGAGCCCCUGCUGCAGGGAACAAGCAAAGGGACAUCCAGGAGCCCAGGGCUGCCAAGGGGCGCCCACCCACCCUGCCCCGAGAACCCCCUUCCCAAGGUCGGGGACAGAGCAGGUGCAGAGACACCGCAGCCGCUUGUUACUCAGCCUCCUGAAUGAUGCCAGCCCAAGGUUCCCUAACCUCCAGCCUGGCCCUCCUGGUGCUGCUGGGCACAGUCAGAGCAGGGCCUUUCUCUUCACGGUCCAAUGUGACACUCCCAGCCCCACGGCCUCCUCCCCAGCCAGGAGGCCGCACAGAACAGCCAGGAGGGGGAGGCCCUUCUUCUCAGCUUUAUGAGCACACCGUGGAAGGAGGGGAGAAGCAGGUGGUGUUCACCCACCGCAUUAACCUGCCCAAUUCAGGUAGCUGUGGCUGUCCCCCAGGCACUGAGCCCCCCGUCCCUGCUUCAGAGGUGCAGGCCCUGAGGGUCCGGCUGGAGAUCCUGGAGGAGCUGGUGAAGGGGCUCAAGGAACAGUGCACUGGGGGAUGUUGUCCUGCUGCUGCCCAGGCUGGCACAGGCCAGACGGACGUGCGGAGCCUCUGCAGUCUCCAUGGCGUGUUUGACCUGAGCCGCUGUGCCUGCUCCUGCGAGCCAGGCUGGGGUGGGCCCACCUGCUCAGACCCCACAGAUGCUGCGGCGCCCCCCUCCUCUCCCCCCUCAGCUUCCCGGUCCUGCCCAGAUGACUGCAAUGAUCAGGGUCGCUGCGUCCGUGGUCGCUGCGUGUGCUUCCCUGGCUACACCGGCCCCAGCUGUAGCUGGCCCUCCUGCCCGGGGGACUGCCACGGCCGCGGGCGCUGCGUGCAGGGCGUGUGCGUGUGCCGCGCGGGCUUCUCCGGGGCCGACUGCAGCCUGCGCUCCUGCCCUCGGGGCUGCAGCCAGAGGGGACGCUGCGAGAACGGGCGCUGCGUGUGCAACCCGGGCUACACUGGCGAGGACUGUGGGGUGAGGAGCUGCCCCCGAGGUUGCAGCCAGAAGGGGCGCUGCGAGGACGGGCGCUGCGUCUGUGACCCUGGCUACGCUGGCGAGGACUGCGGCUCUCGGAGCUGCCCGUGGGACUGUGGUGAGGGCGGGCGCUGUGUGGACGGCCGCUGCGUGUGCUGGCCCGGGUACGCGGGCGAGGACUGCAGCACGCGGACCUGCCCCCGCGACUGUCGGGGCCGAGGGCGCUGCGAGGAGGGCGAAUGCAUCUGCGACCCAGGCUACAGCGGGGACGAUUGCGGAGUGCGCAGCUGCCCGGGCGACUGCAACCAAAGGGGCCGCUGCGAGGACGGCCGCUGCGUGUGCUGGCCUGGGUACUCGGGGCCCGACUGCGGCGCCCGCGCUUGCCCGCGCGACUGUCGGGGCCACGGGCGCUGCGAGAACGGCGUGUGCGUGUGCAACGCGGGCUACAGCGGCGAGGACUGCGGCGUGCGCAGCUGUCCCGGGGACUGUCGCGGCCGGGGUCGUUGCGAGAGCGGCCGCUGCGUGUGUUGGCCCGGGUACACAGGCCGGGACUGCGGCACGCGCGCCUGCCCCGGCGACUGUCGCGGGCGCUGCGUGGACGGCCGCUGCGUGUGUAACCCGGGCUUCACAGGCGAGGACUGCGGGAGCCGACGGUGUCCCGGGGACUGCCGUGGUCGCGGCCGCUGCGAGGAUGGCGUGUGCUUGUGCGACGUGGGCUACGAGGGCGAAGACUGCGGCGUGCGCAGCUGCCCCAGGGGUUGCCAAGGUCGCGGCCAGUGUCUGGAGGGGCGAUGCUUGUGCGACGACGGCUACGAGGGUGAAGACUGCGGCGUGAGACGGUGCACGCGCGACUGCAGCCAGCGCGGCGUGUGCCAGGAUGGUGUGUGCGCCUGUUGGGAGGGCUACACGGGCGAGGACUGCAGCCUCCGUACCUGCCCCUCCAACUGUCACCGGCGCGGCCGCUGUGAGGACGGGCGCUGCGUGUGCGACUCUGGCUACACCGGCCCCUACUGCGCCACCCGAACCUGCCCGGCGGACUGCCGGGGCCGUGGACGUUGUGUGCAGGGCGUGUGCGUGUGCCACGCGGGCUACAGCGGCGAGGACUGCGGGCAGGAAGGGCCUCCCGCCAGCGCCUGCCUUGGGGGCUGCGGGCCUCGGGAACUGUGCCGCGCAGGCCAGUGUGUAUGCGUCGAGGGCUUCCGGGGCCCCGACUGCGCCAUCCAGACGUGUCCCGGGGACUGCCGCGGUCGGGGAGAGUGUCGUGAGGGCAGCUGCGUCUGCCAAGAUGGCUAUGCAGGGGAGGACUGCGGGGAAGAGGUGCCAGCCGUUGAGGGCCUGAGGAUGCACCUCCUGGAGGAGACGAUGGUUCGGACAGAGUGGACCCGGGCUCCUGGCAAUGUGGAUGCCUACGAAAUUCAGUUCAUCCCCACGACAGAGGGGCCGAGCCCCCCAUUCACAGCACGGGUGCCCAGCUCUGCCUCAGCCUAUGACCAGAGAGGACUGGCCCCCGGUCAGGAGUACCAGGUCACUGUCCGUGCCCUUCGAGGGACUAGCUGGGGCCCUCCUGCCUCCAAGACCAUCACCACCAUGAUCGAUGGCCCCCAGGACCUCCGAGUGGUGGCUGUGACGCCAACCACGCUGGAGCUCAACUGGCUGCGCCCCCAGGCCGAGGUGGACCAGUUCGUGGUGUCCUACGUCAGUGCCGGCAACCAGAGGGUGCGGCUAGAAGUGCCCUCUGAGGCAGACGGGACGCUGCUGACCGGCCUCAUGCCAGGCGUAGAAUACGUGGUGACCGUCACUGCCGAGCGGGGCCGGGCAGUAAGCUACCCGGCUUCUGUCAGGGCCAACACAGGGUCCUCCCCCUCAGACCUCCUGGGGGCCACUGAUGAGCCUCCUCCCUCAGGCCCUUCAACGACUCAAGGGGCUCAGGCCCCUGUCCUGCAGCAGCGACCCCAGGAGCUGGCAGAGUUGAGGGUGCUGGGCAGAGACAAGACAGGGCACCUCCGUGUGGCCUGGACUGCCCAGCCUGACACCUUUGCCCACUUCCAGCUGCGCCUACGGGUGCCCGAAGGGCCUGGGGCACAUGAGGAACUACUGCCAGGGGAUGCCCGUCAGGCUCUGCUGCCCUCACCCCCUCCUGGAUCCCCCUAUGAGCUGUCACUUCGUGGGGUGCCCCCCGGGGGCGAGCCCUCUGCUCCUCUCAUCUAUCAAGACAUUAUGGACAGGGAUGCGGAGAAGCCUGGGCAGCCCUUGGCCCCGCCACACCUGGGCAAGCUGAUGGUGACGGACAUGACUUCCAGCUCCCUGCUUCUGCACUGGACGGUCCCUGAGGGCGAGUUUGACUCCUUCGUGAUCCAAUACAAAGACAGGGACAGGCCCCAGGUGGUGCCUGUAGAGGGACCCCAGCGCUCAGCCCUCAUCUCCAACCUGGACAUCGGCCGCAAGUACAAAUUCGUCCUGUACGGGCUCGUGGGCAAGAAGAGGCAUGGCCCCCUGGUGGCUGAAGCCAAGAUCUUGCCUCAGACGGAUUCCAGCUCAGUGACUCCACCUCGCCUGGGAAAGCUGUGGGUGACAGAUCCCACCCCAGAUUCGCUGCACCUCUCCUGGACUGUCCCUGAGGGCCAGUUUGACUCCUUCGUGGUCCAGUACAGGGACAGGGACGGACGGCCCCAGGUGGUGCCCGUGGAAGCCCCCGAGCGCUCGGUCAUUGUCUCCCCGCUGGACCCUGACCACAAGUACAGAUUCACUCUGUUUGGGAUUGUCGACAAGAAGCGGCACGGCCCCCUCACGGCCGAUGGUACCACUGCCCCAGAGAAGAGAGAGGAGCCCCGCCACCCAGAGUCCCCUGAGCAGCCCCUGCUGGGGGAGCUGACAGUGACCGGCAGCGCCCCAGACUCCCUGCGCCUGUCCUGGACGGUGGCCCAGGGCGCUUUUGACUCCUUCAUGGUCCAGUACAAGGAUGCGCAGGGGCGGGCCCAGGCAGUGCCCAUCAGGGGGCAUGAGAAUGAGGUCACCGUCCCCGGCCUGGAGUCUGACCGGAAGUAUAAGAUGAACCUUUACGGGCUUCAUGGCAGGCAGCGCGUGGGGCCUGUGUCCGUGGUGGCCACCACAGCCCCGCAGGAAGGCGUGGACGAGACCCCCAGCCCCACAGAGCCCAGCACAGAGGCACCAGAGCCCCCCGAGGAGCCCCUCCUGGGGGAGCUGACAGUGAUAGGAUCCUCCCCGGACUCGCUGAGCCUCUCCUGGACCGUCCCCCAGGGCCACUUGGACUCUUUCACCGUCCAGUACAGAGACAGGGACGGGCAGCCCAAGGUGAUGAGGGUGCCUGGGCACCAGGACGGGGUCACCAUCUCGGGCCUGGAGCCAGACCACAAGUACAAGAUGAACCUGUACGGCUUCCAUGACAGCCAGCGCGUGGGCCCCGUCUCUGUCAUCGGGGUGACAACUGCAGAGGAAGACACCCCCAGCUCCACAGAACCCAGCACAGAGGCCUCGGAGGCCCCCGAGGAGCCCCUCCUGGGGGAGCUGACGGUGACAGGAUCCUCCCCGGACUCGCUGAGCCUCUCCUGGACCGUCCCCCAGGGCCACUUCGACUCCUUCACCGUCCAGUACAAGGGCAGGGACGGGCCCCAGGUGGUGCGUGUCGGAGGCGAGGAGAGUGAGGUGACCGCUGGGGGCCUGGAGCCCGGGCGCAAGUACAAGAUGCACCUGUACGGCCUGCACGGGGGGCGGCGUGUGGGCCCUGUGUCCACCGUGGGCGUGACCGCUCCACAACCAGAAGAGACUCCCGCAGCCACCGAGCCCCCCCGGGAGCCACGCCUCGGGGAGCUGACAGUGACAGAUGUGACCCCCAGCUCCGUGGGCCUUGCAUGGACAGUCCCUGAGGGCCAGUUUGACUCCUUCGUGGUCCAGUACAAGGACAGGGACGGGCAGCCCCAGGCGGUGCCUGUGGCCGCAGACCAGCGAGAGGCCACUGUCCCUGGCCUGGAGCCCGCACGCAAAUACAAGAUGAACUUGUACGGGCUACAUGGUGGGCAGCGCGUGGGCCCCCUCUCUGUGGUAGCCAUGACUGCUCCGCUCUCUCCAGCCCCGGGCACAGAGCGCCCCCUUGAGCCACGUCUGCGGGAGCUGACAGUGACGGACGUGACCCCGGACUCCGUGGGCCUCUCCUGGACAGUCCCCGAGGGUGAAUUCGACUCCUUCGUGGUCCAGUACAAGGACAGGGACAGGCAGCCCCAGGCGGUGCCUGUGGCUGCAGACCAGCGUGAGGUCACCAUCGCCGGCCUGGAGCCCGGCAGGAAGUACAAGUUCCUGCUCUUUGGGAUCCAGGACGGGAAACGCCACAGCCCAGUCUCUGUGGAGGCAAAGACAGUUGCUCGAGGUGACACCAGCCCAGGAGCCCCACCCCGUCUCGGGGAGCUGUGGGUGACAGACCCCACCCCAGACUCACUGCGCCUCUCCUGGACAGUCCCCGAGGGCCACUUUGACUCCUUUGUGGUCCAGUUCAAGGACAGGGACGGGCCCCGGGUGGUGCCUGCAGAGGGCCACGAGCGCUCAGUCACCAUCGGCCCUCUGGACGCCAGCCGCAAGUACAGAUUCCUUCUCUACGGCCUCCUGGGCAAGAGGCGCCGUGGCCCCCUCACCGCCGAGGGCACCACAGAGACCCGGAGAGCUGUGGACGAGGCUGGAACAAAACCACGUCUGGGGGAGGAGCUGCAGGUGACCAGCGUGACAUCAGACUCCGUGGGCCUCUCGUGGACGGUCCCUGAGGGCCAGUUUGACUCCUUUGUGGUCCAGUAUAAGGACAGAGAUGGGCAACCCCAGGUGGUGCCCGUGGAGGGCAGCCUCAGGGAGGUCAGUGUCUCAGGCCUGGACCCUGCCCGCAGGUACAAGCUGCUGCUCUACGGGCUAUACAAGGGCAAGCGUGUGGGUCCCAUCUCCACCGUCGCCGUGACCGCCCCCAGGGAAGAAGUCGAAGCUGAGACUGAGGCCCCCAGCCCUCCAGCAUCUGAGCCCCGUCUGGGGGAGGUGACUGUGGAGGAGGGCACCCCACACACCCUGCAUCUCUCCUGGACCGUGACUGAGGGAGAAUUUGACUCCUUUGAGGUCCAGUACACAGACGAGGAGGGGAAACUCCAAGUACUCCAUUUAGGGGGCAACCAGAAUGACAUCACCCUCUCUGGCCUGGAAUCCGACCACAGAUACCUGGUGAGCCUGUACGGUCUCCACGAUGGGCAGCGUGUGGGUCCUGUGCACGUCGAGGCCCUGACAGCCCCAAAUGAGGAAGAGAAUGAACCUUCAGAAUCUCCCUCUACCACCCCUGAGCCUCACGUCACGCCUCGCCUGGGGGAGCUGGCAGUGACAGACGCCACCCCCGAAUCCCUGAGCCUCUCCUGGACCAUUCCCGAGGGCCAGUUUGACCACUUCCUGAUUCAGUACAAGAACGGGGACGGACAGCCCAAGGCUGUGAGGGUGCCAGGGUACGAGGACGAGGUUACCAUCUCGGGCCUGGAGCCAGACCACAAGUACAAGAUGAACCUGUACGGCUUCCAUGACAGCCAGCGCAUGGGCCCUGUCUCUGUCAUCGGGGUGACAACUGCAGAGGAAGACACCCCCAGCCCCACAGAACCCAGCACAGAGGCCUCGGAGGCCCCCGAGGAGCCCCUCCUGGGGGAGCUGACGGUGACAGGAUCCUCCCCGGACUCGCUGAGCCUCUCCUGGACCGUCCCCCAGGGCCACUUCGACUCCUUCACCAUCCAGUACAAGGGCAGGGACGGGCCCCAGGUGGUGCGUGUCGGGGGCGAGGAGAGUGAGGUGACCGCUGGGGGCCUGGAGCCCGGGCGCAAGUACAAGAUGCACCUGUACGGCCUGCACGGGGGGCGGCGUGUGGGCCCCGUGUCCACCGUGGGCGUGACCGCCCCUAAAGAGGAGCCCCCUGCCAGCCCCCCUUUGAAGCCACAGCUGGGAGAACUGACUGUGACGGACGCCACCCCUGACUCCCUGAGCCUCUUCUGGAACGUCCCCGAGGGCCAGUUUGACCACUUCCUGGUCCAGUACAAGAACGGGGACGGGCAGCCCAAGGCGGUGAGGGUGCCGGGGCACCAGGACGGGGUCACCAUCUCGGGCCUGGAGCCAGACCACAAGUACAAGAUGAACCUGUACGGCUUCCACAGUGGCCAGCGCGUGGGCCCUGUCUCCACUGUCGGUUUAACUGACUCAGAAAAAGACCAAGAAAUGACCCCAGCCCCAACAGACCUGCCCACCACAGCCCCCAAGCCUCCCGUCAAGCCGCACCUGGGGGAGCUGGCAGUGACAGACGCCACCCCCGAAUCCCUGAGCCUCUCCUGGACCAUCCCCGAGGGCCAGUUUGACCACUUCCUGAUCCAGUACAAGAAUGGAGACGGGCAGCCCAAGGCAGUGAGGGUGCCAGGGCACCAGGACGGGGUCACCAUCUCGGGCCUGGAGCCAGACCACAAGUACAAGAUGAACCUGUACGGCUUCCAUGACAGCCAGCGCAUGGGCCCCGUCUCUGUCAUCGGGGUGACAACUGCAGAGGAAGACACCCCCAGCCCCACAGAACCCAGCACAGAGGCCUCGGAGGCCCCCGAGGAGCCCCUCCUGGGGGAGCUGACGGUGACAGGAUCCUCCCCGGACUCGCUGAGCCUCUCCUGGACCGUCCCCCAGGGCCACUUCGACUCCUUCGCCAUCCAGUACAAGGGCAGGGACGGGCCCCAGGUGGUGCGUGUCGGGGGCGAGGAGAGUGAGGUGACCGCUGGGGGCCUGGAGCCCGGGCGCAAGUACAAGAUGCACCUGUACGGCCUGCACGGGGGGCGGCGUGUGGGCCCCGUGUCCACCGUGGGUGUGACCGCCCUCCAGGAGGUUGUGGAGGAGACCCCCAGCCCCACAGAACCCAGCACAGAGGCCCCGGAGCCCCCCAAAGAGCCUCUCCUGGGGGAACUGACGGUGACAGGAUCUUCCCCGGACUCGCUGAGCCUCUCCUGGACCGUCCCCCAGGGCCGCUUCAACUCCUUCACCGUCCAGUACAAGGAUAAGGAUGGGCGGCCCCAGGUGGUGCGUGUCGGUGGCGAAGAGAGUGAGGUGACCAUUGAGGGCCUGGAGCCCGGGAGCAGGUACAAGAUGCACCUGUAUGGCCUGCACGGGGGGCGGCGUGUGGGCCCCGUGUCCACCGUGGGCAUGACUGAUCCAGACAACAAAGCCAUGACCACACAAGCCCCGUCCACUGCGCCCCCCGAGCCGCCCGUCAAGCCGCACCUGGGGGAGCUGGCAGUGACAGGCGCCACCCCCGAAUCCCUGAGCCUCUCCUGGACCAUCCCCGAGGGCCAGUUUGACCACUUCCUGAUCCAGUACAAGAAUGGGGACGGGCAGCCCAAGGCAGUGAGGGUGCCAGGGCACCAGGAUGGGGUCACCAUCUCGGGCCUGGAGCCAGACCAGAAGUACAAGAUGAACCUGUAUGGCUUCCAUGACAGCCAGCGCAUGGGCCCCGUCUCUGUCAUCGGGGUGACAACUGCAGAGGAAGACACCCCCAGCCCCACAGAACCCAGCACAGAGGCCUCGGAGGCCCCCGAGGAGCCCCUCCUGGGGGAGCUGACGGUGACAGGAUCCUCCCCGGACUCGCUGAGCCUCUCCUGGACCGUCCCCCAGGGCCACUUCGACUCCUUCACCAUCCAGUACAAGGGCAGGGACGGGCCCCAGGUGGUGCGUGUCGGGGGCGAGGAGAGUGAGGUGACCGCUGGGGGCCUGGAGCCCGGGCGCAAGUACAAGAUGCACCUGUACGGCCUGCACGGGGGGCGGCGUGUGGGCCCCGUGUCCACCGUGGGCGUGACCGCCUCCCUGAACACAGAGCCCCCCGUGGCACCCCGCCUGGGGGAGCUGGCUGUGGCAGCCGUGACCUCAGACACAGUGCACCUGUCCUGGACAGUGGACCAGGGCCCCUUCGACUCCUUCCUGGUCCGAUACAAGGAUGUGCAGGGGCAGCCCCAGGCAGUGCCCGUGGGUGGACACCUCCGAGAGGUCUCGGUUUCGGGUCUGGCCCCGGGCCACAAGUACAAGUUCCUACUCUUCGGACUCCAGGAUGAGAAACAACACGGUCCAGUCUCUGCAGACGCAAAGACCCUCCCAGACACUAAACCUUCUCUCCGCCUGGGGGAGCUGACAGUGACGGACGUGACCCCAGACUCCAUGGGCCUCUCCUGGACGGUCCCCGAGGGCGAAUUUGACUCCUUCGUGCUUCAGUACAAGGACAGGGACGGGCAGCCCCACGUGGUGCCUGUGGCCUCAGACCAGCGCGAGAUCACCAUCCCCGGCCUGGAGCCCAAUAGCAAAUACAAGUUUCUGCUCUAUGGGCUGGGAGGCAGGAAACGACUGGGCCCCAUCUCUGCUGAAGGCAGCACGGCUCCCCUGAAGAAGGAGCGGCAGCGCCCACCCCGCCUGGGGGAGCUGACAGUGACAGAUGAGACCUCGGAUUCUCUGCGCCUCUUGUGGACAGUGGCCCAGGGCCCCUUUGACUCCUUUGUGGUCCAGUACAGGGACACAGACGGGCAGCCCUCGGCGGUGCCUGUGGCCGCAGACCAGCGGGAGGUCACCAUAGAGGGCCUGGAGCCUGGCAGGAAAUACAAGUUUCUGCUCUAUGGGCUCCUCAGAGGACAGCACCUGGGCCCCGUCUCUGUCCUGGGAAUGACAGCCCCAGAAGAGGACAUGCCAGCACCCUCGCACCUGGCCACGGAGGCCCCCGAGCCCUCUGAAGGGCCCCGCCUAGGGGCACUGGCAGUGAAGGACGUGUCCCCGGACUCCCUGCGCCUCUCAUGGAGCGUGGCCCAGGGCCCCUUUGACUCCUUCGUGGUCCAGUAUCAGAGCACAGGUGGGGAGCCCCAGGCCUUGCUCGUGGGUGGCGACCAGAACAAGGUCCUCGUGUCAGGCCUGGAGCCCAGCACCUCCUACAAGUUCUUCCUCUACGGCUUGCGUGAAGGGAAGCGCCUGGGGCCCGUCUCAGCCGAGGGCACCACAGGGCCAGCUCCUGCUGGGCAGACCCCCGGAGAGCCAGGGCCCCGCCUGUCCCACCUGUCGGUGACUGAUGUCACCACCAAUUCACUGCGGCUCAGCUGGGAGGCCCCACCCAAGGCCUUUGACUCCUUCCUGCUCCGCUUUGGGGUCCCGUCACUGAGCACCCUGGAGCUGCAUCCACGUCCCCCGCUGCAGCGGGAGCUGACGGUGCCAGGGACACGGCGCUCGGCCAUGCUCUGGGACCUGAGUCCAGGGACCCUGUACACCCUUACGCUGUAUGGGCUGCGCGGGCCUCACAAGGCCGACGGCAUCCAGGGCACAGCCCGGACCCUCAGCCCAGCUCUGGAGCGCCCCCGUGACCUCCAGUUCAGCGAGAUCGGGGAGACGUCAGCCAAGGUCAGCUGGAUGCCCCCGCCGUCCAGAGUGGACAGCUUCAAAGUCUCCUACCAGCUGGCAGAUGGAGGGGAGCCACAGAGUGUCCAGGUGGAUGGCCGAGCCCGGACCCAGAAACUCGAGGGGCUCGUCCCAGGCGCUCGCUACGAUGUGACCGUGGUCUCCGUCCGUGGCUUUGAGGAGAGUGAGCCUCUCACAGGUUUCCUUACCACAGUUCCUGACGGCCCCACCCAGCUGCGUGCACUGAACUUGACGGAAGGAUCCGCCCUGCUGCUCUGGCAGCCCCCCCAGGCCCCGGUGGAUACCUAUGACAUCAAGGUCACAGCCCCAGGAGCCCCCUCGCUACAGGACUCAGCCCCUGGCAACGCCGUGGACUACCCCCUGCAAGGCCUUGUGCUCCACACCAACUACACGGCGACCCUGCAUGGCCUUCGGGGCCCCAACCUCACCUCCCCAGCCAGCAUCACCUUCACCACAGGGUUGGAGGCCCCCCAGGACUUGGAGGCCAAGGAGGUGACCCCCCGCACAGCCCUGCUCACUUGGACCGCACCCCAAGUCCCCCCAACUGGCUACCUGCUCAGCUUCAACACCCCUGGUGGACAGACCCAGGAGAUCCUGCUCCCAGGAGGGGUCACCUCUCAUCAGCUUCACGGCCUCUUUCCCUCCACCCUCUAUAGCGCGUGGCUCCGGGCCAUGUGGGACCGCAGCUUCACUCCCCCCGUGUCCACUUCCUUCACCACUGGUGGACUUCGGAUCCCCUUCCCGCGGGACUGUGGGGAGGAGAUGCAGAACGGGGUCAGCACCUCAAGGACCACCACCAUCUUCCUCAACGGCAACCGCGAGCGGCCCCUGAACGUCUUUUGUGACAUGGAGACCGAUGGGGGUGGCUGGCUGGUGUUCCAGCGCCGCAUGGAUGGAAAAACUGACUUCUGGAGAGACUGGGAGGACUAUGCCCGUGGCUUUGGGAACAUCUCCGAGGAGUUCUGGCUGGGCAACGACGCCCUGCACAGCCUGACCAAAGCCGGCGACUACUCCUUGCGCGUGGACCUGCGGGAUGGGGACGAGGCCGUGUUUGCCCAGUACGACUCCUUCCAAGUAGACUCGGCCGAUGAGUACUACCGCCUCCACCUGGAAGGCUACCACGGCACUGCAGGGGACUCCAUGAGCUACCACAGCGGCAGUGUCUUCUCUGCCCGUGACCGAGACCCCAACAACUUGCUCAUCUCCUGUGCCGUCUCUUACCGAGGGGCCUGGUGGUAUAAGAACUGCCACUAUGCCAACCUCAACGGGCUCUACGGGAGCACAGUGGACCACCAGGGAGUGAGCUGGUACUACUGGAAGGGCUUUGACUUCUCCGUGCCCUUCACGGAAAUGAAGCUGAGACCAAGAAGCUACCGGCCCCCGGGCAGGGGAGGCUGAGCCGCUGCUCACCCCUCCAGCGCCCUACUAUGACUGCCGAGCACUGAGGGGUUGCGCUCAGAGAAGAGCCGAGGGCCACCUUCACCAUCCAAACACCGGAGGAAGCCUUCUCCACCCGCGAUCUCACAGCACCAUGUUUACAGGGGGGAGGGAAGGGGUUUGUACGGGAGCAAUAAAAGGAGAAACCGAG
This is a messenger RNA of Orcinus orca (killer whale), 12059 nucleotides long. It is a transcript of the gene TNXB, whose product is annotated as tenascin XB. The record is from RefSeq and is a predicted model, not a curated record. Lineage: Eukaryota; Metazoa; Chordata; Mammalia; Artiodactyla; Delphinidae. The transcript has 41 exons. Gene Ontology annotation, molecular function: protein binding. Bases 209 to 11869 code for a protein of 3886 amino acids.